GACAAUCCCAGUGAGUUUACAAUCAGCCUUGAUGCGUUCGUUGUUCCAUCGAUGGGGUCCUGACGUUACAACUAGUCAAUCAACAGAUUCUGGCCACCUCACUAUCGAGAAAACGGCUGAAGCAUGACAUAGUGGAAAAUGGACAGCGGGCGGUGGACGCAUGGACGGAGAAGCGAUAUCAAGUGGUAAGCACACUUGCUCCCUCUCGCACUCGCAAAGCUUAACGCUUCUUCUACGUCCUUUCGAAUCGGUCCUUUUAUCAUUAGAUAUUAAUGGAUGUCCAGAUGCCAGUAAUGAAUGGCAUUGAUGCCGUUGCUAUCAUCCGCCGCCGAGAGAGAGAGUUCGCAGCCGAAGCCGAACGUACCAAUGUGAAGAACUCUGCCAAUACUACGGAAGCCGCACUGAAUGGAAAGCAGGGAGCCCCGUCGCGCACGAACAUCGUUGUUCUCACGGGCUUGGACAGCCCAGAGGAUCAGAAAGCGGCAAUGACGGCUGGCGCCGAUUUGUUCUUGACUAAACCGGUCAGUAUGAAGCGGUUACAUGCGUAUAUCUCGCAAUUGAUCGACGUACCGACGUCUCAUAUCGAAAACAUUGCGACCGCUCCCCGCCGAAACCUCACUCGGAAGGAAAGCAGAACCAAAAAACCAAAAGAUGCGACUCCCACCAAGUCCGAGGCCGAUAAGCCCUUACCGCGAUUAACACGAAGACAGCAGGAGCAGCUCAACCAUACCAUAGUCACCUCCACUGAUCUUGAAGACAAUGUUUCUAAGGAAACCGAGCCCAGCCUUACUGUUGGCAUGCCACCACACGUUGAUCGCAAGUUUGGACAUACGGCUCGUUCGCCGUCAAGUUCGUCUGACACAAUAUCUGAGAUGUCUUCGAAUAACAGCAGCAUUGCUCUUCUUGGGGAUUAGUGUACUUUAGACAUGACGGAAGAUAUCGAUGAUCUCUCAUCGCAGGGAAAGGACUUCCGUCGGACUGCAUGAGACCCGGCUUGACACAUAGACCUCUGCAUCUUGUACAUAUACACAAUCAUCCCGUGGGCAGGAUGGACCACCAGUAUGGGCCUUCGUAGGCCAACGUCAUUAUACAUGGGCUAUUGCUGCGUGCGCAAGCUACAUUGAUACCUGCCAUGUCCCUACCAUGCCACAAUUUGCCGCCCACGGCGAUGCACGAAACAAGAACCCAUGCGGCAUUAAGGGUCUAAGCAGAG
Messenger RNA from Fimicolochytrium jonesii, 1213 nucleotides. RefSeq lists its product as uncharacterized. Gene Ontology annotation, biological process: phosphorelay signal transduction system. Bases 273 to 914 code for a protein of 213 amino acids. The record is from RefSeq and is a predicted model, not a curated record. NCBI's taxonomy places the organism in Eukaryota, Fungi, Chytridiomycota, Chytridiomycetes, Spizellomycetales, Powellomycetaceae. The transcript has 3 exons.